Messenger RNA from Fundulus heteroclitus (mummichog), 2476 nucleotides. RefSeq names its product CCR4-NOT transcription complex subunit 2. Gene Ontology annotation, biological process: nuclear-transcribed mRNA poly(A) tail shortening; regulation of DNA-templated transcription; regulation of stem cell population maintenance. Lineage: Eukaryota; Metazoa; Chordata; Actinopteri; Cyprinodontiformes; Fundulidae. The record is from RefSeq and is a predicted model, not a curated record. Bases 16 to 1725 code for a protein of 569 amino acids. The transcript has 16 exons. Gene Ontology annotation, cellular component: CCR4-NOT core complex; P-body.
GGAAAAGCUGCCAGCAUGAGGCCUCUAGGCUUCCUUCUGAGUAAACUACAGCAGAAUGAUGGCCCUCAGAGGUCAGCAUCUCAGCAUCCUGUCGGCCAUCUUGUUGUGGGAGGACAGAUUGAUGCGGUGACAGGCAGGAUGUUUGGUGCUACCAGGAAGAAGUUUAUGGAAGGAGGAAUUGAGAGCGAGUAUGCUUCGGACGACUCCAGCCUCUACUACAGCCACACGUCCAUGUUUGCUCCUCACCGAGGUGACAAAGACAUGCUGUCGUCUUCCUCCUCAUCGAGUCAACUGUCACAGCUGGGAGCCAGUUUAUACGCCCCACAGAGCGCUCUGGGCUUCCCCAUACGCGGCCUCAACAGCAGCGUGGCGCCUCAGCUCAGUCGAAGCUCGCUGAACCAGCCUGCCAGCCAGCUCUCCAGCCACACCAGUACUCCCAACUCCGGACCGCUGCACACGCCGCCCUCACCCAACAGGGCGUCCAUCAUGCCCAUCAGCAGCCGGAGCGUGCUGAACCACAGCCAGCAGGUCGGCGGUCCGACGGGGCAGACGGGCGGGUUGGGAGGGGGCGGCGGAGGAGAGAGGGGGGGCGGCGGAGGAAGGAGCGGCACCAUGGGGAGUCCCAGCCGCUCGUCUCCCAGCAUCAUCGGCAUGCCCAAGCAGCAGCAGGCGCGGCAGCCAUUCUCGUUUAACAGGAAUCCAGGCUUCAACAUGAGCAACUCCUUAACCAGCAACAUCUUCAACGGCACAGACGGCAGUGAGAAUGUGACGGGGUUGGAUCUGUCGGACUUCCCGGCGUUGGCUGACCGGAGCCGGAGGGACGGUAGUUCGAAUCCCACCCCACAGCUCAACCCGCUGGCCGGUCGGGCGCCCUACGUUGGCAUGGUAACCAAGCCAUCCAGCGAACAGUCGCAGGACUUUUCGAUCCAUAACGAAGACUUCCCAGCUCUCCCCGGGCCAAACUACCAAACAAAAGACCCCAGCAGCAACAACGACGACAAAACGAACCUGAACUCGUCGGGGAAGGUGUCCUCGAGCUCCGACGGUCCGAAGUUCCCCGGCGAUAAGAGCUCGGCUCCGAGCAACAACCAGCAGAAGAAAGGGAUUCAGGUGCUUCCUGAUGGCCGGGUGACCAACAUUCCCGUGGGGAUGGUAACGGACCAGUUCGGGAUGAUCGGCUUGUUAACGUUCAUCCGGGCGGCGGAGACGGAUCCCGGCAUGGUGCACCUCGCCCUGGGCUCAGACCUCACCACGCUCGGCCUGAACCUCAACUCACCCGAGAACCUCUAUCCUAAGUUUGCAUCUCCGUGGGCGUCGGCGCCGUGUCGGCCGCAGGACAUCGACUUUCACGUCCCCUCAGAGUAUCUAACCAACAUCCAUAUAAGGGACAAGUUAGCGGCCAUCAAGUUGUCUCGGUACGGUGAAGACCUGCUGUUUUAUCUCUACUACAUGAACGGAGGAGACCUGCUACAACUUCUGGCUGCAGUAGAACUUUUUAACCGGGACUGGAGGUAUCAUAAAGAGGAGCGGGUUUGGAUAACGCGGGCCCCUGGAAUGGAGCCCACGUUAAAGACCAACGCCUACGAAAGGGGGACCUACUACUUCUUUGAUUGUCUCAACUGGAGGAAAGUGGCCAAGGAGUUUCAUCUUGAAUAUGACAAACUAGAAGAGCGGCCCCACGUUCCCUCAACUUUCAACUACAAUCCUGCCCAGCAGGCCUUCUGAUUGGCUCUCCCUCCUUCCUGACUGCCUGCCAUUGGCCCUCCUGGCUCAUCAGUCCCCACCCGAGGUUUCCCCUCCUCUGCACACUCAAAUGAAUCUGGCCUGUAAGGAUUCAGGACGGUGCCCACGUCUCUGACAGACUUCAUCAUUUUUAACGUUUUCUCUUUUAUGUUUGCCCCUUUUACCUCAUUUUUUUUAUUUUUAUUUUAUUCCCGCUUCUUCUCCAUGUCUUGUUUUGGUCUGAUGAGUGAAACAAACAGAGAGCUGUUAAUAGCUGUCCAUCUGGUCGCCUGAUUCCUCCUUUUAAUCACUCAAAAAAAAAACCCGACUGUUGUUUUCUAACGAAGCUUUUAUGAAGAAACAGAUUUUAACAGAGAAAACUGGGUUUACUCACCCGUCAGGACUCUGUUGUGGAGGAGAAGCUGAGAAUAUUUUACAUUUUUACCAGAAUUACAGAUCAGGACACACAUCACCACCCAGUGGGCAAUCAGGGGACAGAAUGCAAUGUACAUUGUAGCACUAUUUCAUAAUAAAAGAGAAAAAAUAUAUAUUUUUUCUGUUUUCUUGAUGUUAUGUAGUGACCUCAGAAACGCCACUUGAACUGGAACGGGUCCAGUUUGUGUUUCCUGAAGCGCGUUCUUUGGCAAACACAAGUCAUUUACAUCCUGUAGGAGAAACCUGGUCUUAAGAUUCAUUUUUUAUUGUCAACAAAUCACAAGUGACAACCUAAAGGUGUUUUAAAAAUCGUCAAAUU